Messenger RNA from Malurus melanocephalus (red-backed fairy wren), 1110 nucleotides. It is a transcript of the gene WNT1, whose product is annotated as Wnt family member 1. The coding region runs from base 1 to 1110 and encodes 369 amino acids. Gene Ontology annotation, molecular function: cytokine activity; frizzled binding. Gene Ontology annotation, biological process: neuron differentiation; multicellular organism development; cell fate commitment. Gene Ontology annotation, cellular component: extracellular region. Lineage: Eukaryota; Metazoa; Chordata; Aves; Passeriformes; Maluridae. The transcript is spliced from 4 exons. The record is from RefSeq and is a predicted model, not a curated record.
AUGCGCGCCGCCGCGCUGGGGCUGGCGCUCCGGGCACUCUGGGCUCUGGCCCUCUCUUCCCUCUCCAACACGCUGGCAGUGAACAACAGCGGGCGGUGGUGGGGCAUCAUCAACGUGGCCUCGUCCACCAACCUGCUGACGGACUCCAAGAACGUGCAGUURGUGCUGGACCCCAGCCUGCAGCUGCUGAGCCGAAAGCAGCGCAAGCUGAUCCGGCAGAACCCCGGCAUCCUGCACAGCGUCAGCUCCGGCCUCCAGACAGCCAUCAAGGAGUGCAAGUGGCAGUUCCGCAACCGCCGCUGGAACUGUCCCACCUCCCAGGGCCCCAACAUUUUCGGCAAAAUCGUCAACCGGGGCUGCCGGGAGACGGCAUUCAUCUUUGCCAUCACCAGCGCCGGCGUGACGCACUCGGUGGCCCGGUCGUGCUCAGAGGGGUCCAUUGAAUCCUGCACCUGCGAUUAUCGGCGCCGUGGCCCUGGGGGKCCCGACUGGCACUGGGGGGGCUGCAGUGACAACAUCGACUUCGGUCGCCUCUUCGGGAGGGAGUUUGUGGACUCGAGUGAGAAGGGCCGAGAUCUGCGGUUCCUCAUGAACCUGCACAACAAUGAGGCCGGGCGCAUGACGGUCUUCUCGGAGAUGCGCCAGGAGUGCAAGUGCCACGGCAUGUCGGGCUCCUGCACCGUCCGCACCUGCUGGAUGCGGCUGCCCACCUUCCGCGCCGUGGGCGACGUCUUGAAAGAUCGCUUCGACGGCGCUUCCCGUGUCAUCUACGGCAACAAAGGCAGCAACCGUGCAUCGCGGGUGGAGCUGCACCACUUGGAACCCGAGAACCCGGCCCACAAACCCCCCUCGCCCCACGACCUCGUGUACUUCGAGAAAUCCCCCAAUUUCUGCACCUACAGCGGGAAGACGGGCACGGCGGGCACGGCGGGGAGGUUUUGCAACAGUUCCUCGCCGGGGCUGGACGGGUGCGAGCUGCUGUGCUGCGGGCGCGGGUACCGCACACGCACCCAGCGCGUCACCGAGCGCUGCAACUGCACCUUCCACUGGUGCUGCCACGUCAGCUGCCUCAACUGCACCAACACCCAGGUGCUGCACGAGUGUCUGUGA